Molecule: messenger RNA, 1869 nt
Organism: Amborella trichopoda
Lineage: Eukaryota; Viridiplantae; Streptophyta; Magnoliopsida; Amborellales; Amborellaceae
Product: B3 domain-containing protein Os01g0723500
Molecular function (GO): DNA binding
Source: RefSeq, a predicted model, not a curated record
GCUGACGGGACAUCUGUCACAACACACGAGACGCGGGAAAGUCUCUCUACUUCUCGAUCUCCAUAUUAUUCGUGUCUUUCUUUCUCUUACCCCUCUCCAAACAGCUUUCCUCUUCUGAAACCCUAACCCCUAUUUGCCUUGGCCAUGGAGGACUACAGAACCUGCUCGAACUGCGAGCUUCACUGUCACAAAGUAGAUCCUUUUCAAGUUUUCAAAACCAGGCCUCGGUUUCUCAAGGAAAUGGCAGGUGACUUCUCAAAAGAGCUCGCAUUGCCACAGGAAUUAUACAAGCAUAUUAAUGGGGUGGCAUCUGAAAGGGCCAUAUUGGAGAGUCCCAGUGGGAAGUUAUGGUUAGUUGAGUUAAAGAAGACUGAAGAAGGUGCUUUCUUUCAAAAUGGUUGGAAGGAGUUCAUUAAAGGUCAUUCUGUGAAAUUGGGGGAAAGCAUAGUUUUUAGGUAUGACGGGAAUUUGCGUUUUGAUGUUCAAAUAUUUGGUAGUAAUGGGUAUCAAAGAGAAGACAUGUUCAUUGCUAAUACCUGUAAAAAGUCCACCUCAAAUGAAGGAGAAGGGGAGCUCAAUGAGGCAAUUGAUGCUGCUUCCAUCAAAUCUUGUAAAUCCUAUGCCAAAAGAAAGUUAAAGUUCCUCUUAAUGAAUAAUUUCACUCCACCUGUAGCAAAAGAGCAAGAUAUGGGAGUAGAUAACCAUGAACAGUGUGUCGAUGUUUCUCAAACUAGAGAUUGCAAAGAUCAUGAAAAAAGAAAGUUGUCAAGCUACCAAUCUAAAUUAUGUAAAAAACAUGUCCGGCCAAGAAAACUCACAGAAACAGGGGAUUCAAUGGAGUCAACUCCAAUGACACCUACUGAGGAUCAUCUCGUUGUUCAAAAUGAGAUCAUUGCUUGUCCUCAAGAGGAAACAGUCGGAAAACCAGAUGAUGCAGAUGAAAGUGUUUUGCAUAGAGAAUCUGGCGACCCAAAGAAUCUCACAGAAAAUGGUGAUUCAACGGAGUCAACUCCUUUGACACUUUAUGAAGAUCUUGUUCAAAAUCAAAUCCUUGUUUCCCCUCAAGAGGAAAAUGUUACAAGAACAAAUGAAAGAGUGUUGUCCUCGCGAACAGAUGGUUAUACUAAAGAGAAAAAAGAAAGUAUUGAUGUGGUUCGUACUCAUAUACCCAAGCAAACUUCAUCGCCUAAGUUCUUGAGGAAGUUUCAAUCUGGGAGACGAGUGGUCACAUUGGACGAAAAGGCUAGGGCCCUUGAAGCAGCCAAUUCAUUCAAGACAAAUAAUCCACGUUGUGUAAUUGCUAUGAAACCCUCAAAUGUAUAUCAUUGUUUUUAUUUGCAUAUUCCACGCAGCUUUGCAAAGAUGCAUCUCCCGAAGGUUCGAUUAGCCAUGCAUCUUCGUGAUCCAACUGGGAGGGAAUGGGAGGUGAUAUGCAUUUGCAGGGAAGGUAAUGCGACAGCAUUGAGUGGUGGGUGGGCAGCUUUCUCUAUUGGAAACAAUUUGGAGGAAGGAGAUGUUUGCAUCUUUGAGCUCAAAGAAGAAAAGCUAAUGGCGGUGCACAUUUUCAGAGUGGUGGAAGAGAUUGUACCAUUGAUAAGGUGCUUAGAGCCAAUAUCAGCAGGUAAUUGAAAUUGAGACAAGCCUGAAACUGUUAAUGGUUUUGAAGGCUAAAGGCAAUUGGAGAGUUUUUGUCUCUUUUGACAACUUGAAUGGAGUAACAAUUCCAUUUUUGUUUUUUGUAUGUGGAUAUAACUGGGGACUCCACAAUGAGUUGACCUCCACUAAAAUGGCCUUUUGAUUGGGUUUUAUAGCGAGCUUUCACUCCGACUUCCACACAAUAAUGGAGUGUGUGAUUUCUACUUGGUAUAA